AUGGGUGACACAGCCAAAACUGCAGAUACCAGCAACGCUGCAAAAGCUAGGAGGUCCAUUUUGUUGUCUCUAUCAGCUAAGAAGAAACUUGGGUUUAUCAAUGGAGCAUGCAAAUCUCCAGAUCUGAGUUCCCCAGAUCAAGAACAAUGGAGCUGUGUCAAUGACAUGGUGAUUUCCUGGAUUCUAAAUGCCCUUUCUAAGGAUAUCACAGAUAGUGUGAUACACUCCAAAACUGCGAAGGAGCUUUGGGAUAGCUUGGAGCAGAGAUUUGAAAAAUCAAAUGGAGCCAAGCUAUAUCAUUUGCAAAAAGAGAUGUCGGGAUCAGUGCAAGGAAAUAGUGAUAUUGCAGGAUACUUCACUAAACUCAAACGAUUGUGGGAUGAAUUGGAUGCUUUAAAUGUUGUCAUAUGUUGUUCUUGUGUCUGUACUUGCGAAAGAAAAGCCAAAUUAACAAAGUCACUUGAAGAUCAGAGGUUGAUUCAAUUCCUAAUGGGAUUGAAUGACAUCUAUGCACAAGCAAGAGGAAACAUACUCAUGAUGAAUGCUUUGCCUAGCAUAGAUGUUGCAUAUUUUCUUUUCUUGCAAGAUGAAAAUCAAAGAGAGGUUUAUGCAAACGCACAUUUCAACUCAGAUUCAUUGUCAUUUAUGGCAGCAGGAGAAGUGAAACAACCUAAUGCACAACUUUUAGCUGAUUUUGCAGCUUUUAUGGUGACAGGGCAGGGGAGAAACUUUCAGAAAAACAGGAACCAAGCACAAAGAACAGCAACAAUGGGAACAAAAUAUAAUAAUUCAGGACAGAAGUUCACCAAACCACAGCAGAAGUUUAAGGCAAAGAAGAGGUACAAUCCAAAUGUGUCUUAUGAUUUUGAGUUUACCAAUCAAAAGAACUAUCAAAAUCAGAUCAAGACAAAUGCAGUUCUGACACAUGAAGAUAAUGAAAAUCAGACAGGACAGAAUACUGAAAACAACAACAAUUUUGGGCAACAACUUAACAAGGAACAACUUGCAGAAAUGGUAAGCAUGUAUAAGCAGGCAAAGUUGGCACAAGCAGGAAAUUCAGGAAUCAAUGCUAAUGCAGUUGCUGGUACUAUUCUAAAAUACUCAGGUUCAGUGUUUACCACUCUAAAUUCUGACACCUGGAUCAUUGAUUCAGGUGCUUUAGAGCAUAUGUGUUUUGAUCCCAAUUCUUUCUUAUUUCUAACUCAACUUCAUGUUCCUUUGAACAUCAAUUUACCUAAUUCCUUCAAGGUCCUUUCAAUGAAGAGUCCACAAGCUUUUGGUGAAGUUAGAGAGGGACUCUACAUAUUGGAACCUAGUAAUCUUAAGUUUAAGGGUAUAUUCAGUAGUAAUGUAUCUUCAAUUCAAAAAGGAAGAAAUUUUAUUUCAGAGUCUAUGUCUUUUUCUAGUCCUGUUCAUGUUAAUGCUAUUCCUGAUGUUAAACUUUGGCAUGUAAGAUAUUUUCUUACUAUAGUAGAUGACUAUAGUAGAGGAACAUGGGCAUUUUUGUUGUCUUCUAAGAGCAAUGCAUUUUCCAUGCUUAAAUCUUUCUUGUCCAUGGUUGCAAGACAGUUCAAUGCAAAUGUGAAAAUGAUAAGGUCUGAUAAUGCUCUAGAAUUGGGGAAAGGGACACAAGAAGCAACUUUUCUUGCUUCAGAAGGAAUUGUGCACCAGGUGUCUUGUGUAGCAACACCUCAACAAAAUGGAAUUGUUGAGAGGAAACAUAGACAUAUCUUAGAAAUUGCUAGAGGUCUAAUAUUUCAAUCCAGGCUGCCUAUGUCAUAUUGGGGUGAAUCUAUUCUGAUUGCCACACACAUUAUUAAUAGGUUGCCUUCUAAUGUUCUUCAAGGAAAGACACCAUAUGAGGUCCUAUUUCAUCACAAACCCAACAUCAUGUUCACGGAUUUAGCCACAACCUGUUUUGCUCAACCCUGUCAACCUACUGAGUACUGUUUUUCAUCUCUCUCACCUAAUAACCAACAUGUAAUGCAAUCCCUUUAUACCCUAACAGAACCUUCUACUUUUAGUCAGGCUUGUCAACAUCCAGGAUGGAUAAAAGCUAUGAAUGCAGAAAUUAAAGCUCUAGAAGACAACCACACGUGGGAUGUGGUUGAAUUACCUAAAAGGAAAAGAGCUUUACCUUGUAAAUGGGUGUACAAGGUAAAGCACUUAUCAGAUGGCAGAGUUGAAAGGUUGAAGGCAAAGUUGGUGGUCAGGGGGAUAUUCAAAGAGAAGGAAUAG
This is a messenger RNA of Nicotiana tabacum (common tobacco), 2238 nucleotides long. NCBI's taxonomy places the organism in Eukaryota, Viridiplantae, Streptophyta, Magnoliopsida, Solanales, Solanaceae. The record is from RefSeq and is a predicted model, not a curated record.